Messenger RNA from Penicillium argentinense, 1671 nucleotides. RefSeq names its product MFS transporter. NCBI's taxonomy places the organism in Eukaryota, Fungi, Ascomycota, Eurotiomycetes, Eurotiales, Aspergillaceae. Gene Ontology annotation, molecular function: transmembrane transporter activity. The transcript has 2 exons. Bases 1 to 1671 code for a protein of 556 amino acids. Gene Ontology annotation, biological process: transmembrane transport. The record is from RefSeq and is a predicted model, not a curated record.
AUGCAGGCAUACUUCCAGUAUCGUGCCAUCAAAGCCUCCGUUCAAAAGCAGCUGAAUGAGUUCCCUGGGCGACACUCGAAUGCCUUUGAGAGCGGCGAAAGCCCUUUCCAUGAGAUAAGGAAUCAAAUUUCACAGGAACUCCGAUCGUAUGGAAUUCAGCUGAUUGACAAUCCCGACCACCGUGGAGAAUCGUCUCAAAUUUUUCUCGUCGACUGGCAGGGAGAAAAUGAUGCUCUAAAUCCCAGGAAUUUCAGUGUGAAGAAAAGAAUUAUGGCAACAAUCAUCGUAUCCGCCCUUGCUUUCGUGGUCAGCGCAUCAUCCUCCAUCGAAUCUGCCGUUAUUUCCCAAAGCAGCGCCACAUAUAAUGUCAGUGAAGUCGUCGCUUCACUAUUCACCGCAAUCUUCCUGCUCGGUUUUGCCGCUGGAUCCUUAGUGUCGGGACCUCUUUCCGAGAUCCUGGGCCGCAAUGCCGUCUACACGAUCGCCACAACUCUCUUUAUGUUCUUCAUCAUGGGCUCCGGAAUAUCACCCAAUGUUGGAGCUAAAUUGGUUUUCCGGUUCCUCGCUGGAGUCUGUGGUUGCCCGCCCCUCACUUGUGCUGGAGGAACGGUCGCAGAUGUCUGGAAUCCGCUCGAAAAGACCCUUGCAUUUCCUAUGUAUGCGAUUCUAUCGUUUGGAGGUGCUAUCCUAAGCCCUGUCAUUGCGUCCUACAUGGGCCACUCAACACUUUCUUGGCUGUGGGUCAACUGGAUUGUUCUUAUCAUGGCAGGCCUCGUCCUGGCCUUGGUAGUAUUUUUUCAGCCAGAGACGUACGGCCCUCUGCUUCUAAAAUGGAAAGCCAAGCACCUACGCAAGUUGAGUGGGGAUCCUCGCUAUCAGUCGAAGCUGGAUCUGGAUAAAACACCACUACUGAACCGGAUAGGUCUGGCUUGCGCUCGGCAAUUCACAUUGGCUGUUCGAGAGCCGAUUAUUCUUUUGUUGGCUUUAUACAUGACUAUCCUCUAUAUCGUGCUGUUUACCUUCUUUGACGGUUAUCCAUAUAUCUUCGCCGAUGUUCAUCACCUAUCCGAGGAGCUCACGAACAUUAUCUGGGUAGCUAUGUACGUGGGCAUUAUGCUGGCAGUCGUGUGUGUGCCUGGACUAUACCGAAAGUAUCAGAACGACUGUCUGAAAGGGGAGAGCGGCGACUGCGACAACCAUGUACGAAGCAACGAAAACAACAGCGAUACAAGCCGUCAGAACCCUCCCACCCCAAAGAGAAUGUCCAUCGAUCCAGAAGAGAGGCUUUGGUAUGCCAUGAUCGGAGCUCCAGCAAUUCCAAUAAGCCUCUUCUGGAUGGGUUGGACUGACUAUAAAGAUAUUUCAAUCUGGUCACCAAUUCUGGGCUCCUCUCUGUUCGGUUUCGGCAGCAUCUGCCUCUUUAUCUCGAGCUAUAUGUACGUCAUCGAUUCCUACGAGAUCUACGCAGCCUCCGCGCUGGGCUUCAUGACGGUCUCACGCUAUUGUGCAGCUGGUGGGAUGACCGUUGUAGGAAUUUCCUUUUACAAAAAUAUGGGUGUCCAGUGGACAUUGACAAUCCUCGGGAUUAUCAGUUCCUUGAUGACUCCUGUCCCCUAUAUGUUCUGGAGAUUUGGUAGUGUGAUUCGAGGAUGGAGUCGAUACGCUGUCUGA